Molecule: messenger RNA, 3364 nt
Organism: Leptinotarsa decemlineata (Colorado potato beetle)
Lineage: Eukaryota; Metazoa; Arthropoda; Insecta; Coleoptera; Chrysomelidae
Biological process (GO): proteasome-mediated ubiquitin-dependent protein catabolic process; multicellular organism development
Cellular component (GO): cytoplasm
Molecular function (GO): ubiquitin conjugating enzyme binding; ubiquitin protein ligase activity
Source: RefSeq, a predicted model, not a curated record
UUUGAACACAAUUUCAGUAAGCAUAAAAGAUAGCAAAAUUCGGUGCUCUCAACGAAGUAGCUAGUUAGCUGCAGGUAAUUACCUUGAAACCAAUGCCAAGUGCGCGAUGAAAAAAAGUUGAACGUUCGACAAACCCAAGGCCGGCUUAGUUUCAUUUGCUGUGUCAUUUCAAAUUGAAGUGCAACUUCGAACAUCAAGCAAUGGACGCCCGGAUCAUCCUUCCCGACUACAUAACUGAGAAACUGAAAUGCGACUUGUGUCAUGGCUACCUAUCCAUCCCUCCAAUAUCCACAUACCAAGAAAAGCAUAGUUGUGGUAGAUGCAACCCCGGCUGGCCCAGAAAUGUAAUUUACGAGCAAAUCGCCAAGGUAACGUCCUUCCCAUGCAUGUAUUGUGGCAUACAAUUCUCCUGGAACAACAUGGAACGACACGAGAGUUCGUGUAGACUGAACAAAAUCCUUUGCCCAUCAAUAUACGAUAAGGCUCUCCUGAUGAGCGACAUUCCAGCGCGAACUCACGGUGAAUACCAUGAGAGAUGCCAGAUCAGAAAGAUAACGUGUCCUUUCAACUUCUGCGGGGAUUCUUACCAGGUUACUAGUAUCUUGGACCAUUGGGUGAAAUUCCACAAGGAAUAUAUCUUCACAAACGAGGUACAAGCGAAAAAAAUCCUCAAAGAGGAAAAAAUUUGGAACUUUAUAGCAGACACUCAGGUCUGCCUGGUUGUGGUCAAUCAAAUAGUGAUGCUGCUGUUCGUUCACAGCAACUGCGAGUCAGAGGACUCUACUGGAGACAUAACAUGCUACAACUACUACUUUGGAGUGUUUUCCCUCUGCUUAGAACCCUGUGGAAUUUGUUAUGUGGUUUCACUAACCUGUCAUUCCGACAAUGAAGAUUCCACCUUGAAAAUGAAGAAUCAAGAGAUCAAGCCAUUCAACGAUAACCUGCACCGCUUACAUUUCCUCAAGAUAGGUUUGUGUGACUUGAAAAGCUUCGACUUCAUGACUACAAAGUUUGUCAAAAUCAAAAGACUGAAGGACAUGAGACUGAGCUAUUCGGUAAAGAUUUGCCAAAGCUUCGAACCCUUAGCUGAGGGAUUUCCCAAGCAGUCUUUUCCAAUCAACUUGGAAAUCCUCGGGAAGAGCUUCGAAUGCCCGAUUUGCAAGGAUUAUAUGUGCCCGCCGGUGUAUAACUGUCAAACGGGUCAUACGAUAUGUAAGAACUGCAAAAUGAAAAUGAGAAACUGCCCUUUUUGUCAGGCCGCGAUUGGAAAGUCGAGGAAUUUUGUCCUCGAAGAAAUUUUGGAAACGUUGUCGAUUCCAUGUCAGAAUGAAGCCAAAGGUUGUGGUUUUGUAGGGAGAAUCGAAGAAGUGAAAUUUCAUGAAGUUUUAUGCCCUUACAAAUGAAUAACUAUCAGUACAUUAUAUUCCAUUAUUAUUUGCACCAUGUAGAGAAAUUCUAGAUUUGUGUUGCGUAAAGCACUCAAGUGGAUACGAAUGAUAAUUGCCAAUGUACAAAGUUUCAAUAACACCUAUGUAGAUUUGUUACAUCGACACUGUGAAUCAAGAAAGGAAAACAUGUUCAAAUAUGGACGCGAAAAGUACUUAUAAUUUAAAUUUUCGGCAUUGAAAAAGAGAUAUUUUCGAAAAUUUCAAUAAAAAAUUCUAAACAUUUCAUGACAUAUUGAGAUACAUGAGGGUGGAGAUAGGUUUUCUUUUGAAUAAAGGUUGAAACAGUUGCACAAAAAUGUGCAACUCUAACAAUAAUAGAUCAAUUAUAAGAACAUUGGCUCUCAAAGGCAAAGUCAUGAUUAAAGAUAAUAAAAUAAGUACCUGAAGUAAGUCUCGCUAGGACUAAUAAUAGAUCAACUUCAGCAAAAAUGGCAUUCCAGACUCGUACAUACAACUAGGACUUCUACUAUUGAGCAUAAAAACAAGAUAAGAUCAUGAUUACCUACAAAAAAUCAAGAAUUAUGAUACUGUACUGAAUGGAUAAAUAUAUUGAAAGAAAACAUAACAGAUUUUAAAUGAUGUAACAGGUUAUUAUAUACCAUCAGAGAAGCCCUUCUGUUACCUAUGCAUUAACCGAUACUUUUUUAGUAUCGAAACAAAAUAUAUGUCUGACAGAUGACAGUUUUAGUCAUCUCCUGAUGAUGCUGACUUGGUUAGUGAAGCGCACAGCAAGAGAGAUCUGAGUUUCAAAUUUAUCACCAGAAACAUAAAAAAUCAUCAAUUAACAUUCUGAAAAUUAUCAAGAGAAUAGUUGGAAAGAAAAAGUUAUGGUCAAAAGUAGUAGUACUAGACCGGUACAAUUUUUAUCAAAACUUUAGUUUAAUGAACAGUCCUUUUAUAAUGUUUUUGAAUACUUCAGAAACAGAAUUUCUAUAAUAAUACUUAGUACAACAUAUUAUAUUAAUCAAUUAUAUAUUAUUAUAUAUCUUCUAUUACCUACUCAACUUGUAUAAUUUUAUGUUUUCUGGAAAAACUUGUUUUUCUUAUAAAGCCUAGGAGUCAUUCUGUUUACAUGACGAAUAAAAUGUUAAAACUUUCAUUUUGAGAGGGAUAAUUGCAAAAGUAAUAUGUGGAGUACAAGACUAUCUUUUGUCUGGAUCGAUUAUUUUGGAGAAUUUGGAGAAAUCGUUCAUCUAGAAGUGAAAAGUAUUCAACUACUGACGCUGCUCAGAAGGACUUAUUUCACCAUAUGGUAAAACCAUAGAUUAGUUUCAGAGCGAUUUCAUCAAAUGGUCUUUUCUGCAUCUUCACCACCCUAUUAAAACACUUUUUCCAAACCAAAAAUACUUUUUUAUCAUAAGAAGAUGACUAGUCAUUGAUGACUAUUCAUUUUCUGAUGAUGUUUUCAUGAUUAGACAAGAGAUCGUUUUUAUUCUGAAGUCGGAAAAGUGUUUUCAAUAGAUUCAAUUUAGUGGUUCCAAUUUUACUUUUAACUACUGUAUUUAUCUAGAUCUUGAACAAACUCUCGACUUUUCCAUUAGAUGGCCUCGGAACUGUGUCACAGGAGAAAAAUAUGUAAAUAUUUAAAUAAGGCAUUUAUUUUCAGUGUAGAAUUGAUUUAGACCUCCUCAGGAACUAUGUUCUGGAAAAUGAAAACAACAAAACGUUCUGAAUAGAACCUUCAAAGUGAUUAGAAGUUCAGAUCCCCUCUACAAUGGCUGGUGACUACAAAAAGGUAGCUGCACGUUUUUCUUCAAUCCUAAAUGAUAUUAUUUCAAUGUGAUAUACAUAUAUACCUUUUAAUAUUUGAUUGGUCUGUUUUAGAGUCACAGUCAGAGUCCACUUCCAAUUAUAUUACUGUUUCAGUUAGACAGAAAUUUACACUUUGUAGGUGAAAUAAAUAAUAUUUCUUAGUA